AUGGUAAAAGUCAACCUUCGAUUUGGGAAACCCAAAAAAGGUGGCGGAACCCAAAAUGAAACGGACACUUCGGUUCCGACCUCGCCAACCACCAUCGCCCCGCCUUUGGAACUUCCACUAAAUUUACCACUUAUCUCGGUUACGUUGACUUCGACUAGCAAUACCAAUCAAGGGGGUACAAGUGUUCUUGACCCAGAUUUUAGUCUUGCCAUGGAACUAUCAAGGAGACUUGAAUUCUCUAGUGAUCCUCCGACAACAUCCACGUCACCAACUUCAUAUUAUAAUUCUUCAUCUUUCUCUAACAAUCCGAAUAGUAGUCUCUCCAGUUUUGCUACUACUAAUAACACCACCUCUCCUCAAAAUUUAUAUACUCGAUUCAAUUUACCGGCAACAGCAGCAACAACAACAACAACAAAUAAUAAUAAUUCUUUUUCAUCAGGAUUGCCUAAUAAUCUUUCGAGUUAUCAACAAUUUCUCAAUAAUAACAACACCAAUAAUAGUAAUACCGAAACCACAAAAAGUAAAUCAUUCCAAAAGCCAUUGGACAGUGAUGAGGAAACAGAGGAGUCCUCAAGUAGUAGUAGCAGCGAAGAAGACUCGCGUAGAAAAAAGAAAAAGAAUAACAAAUCAAGUUCACGAAGGAAUAAGUCAAAACAUAAAUCUGGUAAAAAGAAAAAACCAGUUGAUAGUGAUGAGGAAACAGAGGAAUCUGGUUCUGAUGAUGAAGAUUCAGAUGACGAAGCAAGUCUCAAGAAAAGACCGGGUCAUCAGAAACGUGACAGUGAUCCUUUAAUAGAAGUAAUGAAAGCUCGUCGUAAAGAAGUCACACAAAAGAUUUCCCUGGUGGAAAAUUGGGUUGCUGCUGUUAAUCCAACUGAUGGUGAAAAUAAUGUGUUAGAUCGAAUGAAAGAUCGGCAUCGUGUUGAAGCGCGGUCACUUGUAACUCCGCCCACUGCUGUUCCACCACAAUCUUAUGGUAUUCCUGAUGAUGAUAGAUAUCAUAGGGAUGAAUGGGGCUACGAUCGAUAUGAUAGAUAUGAUGGUCCAAGAGAUCGCGAUGAUUAUCGUGAUCGUGAUGAUUAUAGGUAUCCAUUACCGCCGCCUGGUGCACGAGAUCCAAGGAUUUUAGGACCUGGUGGUUUUGUUGAUGAUAGAGACGAUUACAGAGUUCCACCUAGAGAUCCUCGAGAUCCACGUCAUAAUGGUUUUGCACCGGAUCAUCGAGAAGAUUAUCGAUAUGGACCUCGUCAGGCUGGACCUAGAGGUCAAUAUAUUGACGAGAGAGAUCGACCUCCAUAUGAUGAUCGAUCAAUUCAAGAUGAUGUUCGUUCCAAAAGUUCAAAUGCUCGGUCCAGACACCCAGAAGGAUAUCUUGGAAGACGUGAAUCUACUAGUUAUGGCCGACCAAUGGCACCACCCAUUAAUGAAAAUAUGUAUGGUUCAAAACAACACAGUGGUUCAUCGGGUGGGCACUCUUUAAACGGCGAUGAAGUUCCUUUGGGUCGUAAAUAUCGAGAUGACUCUUUAGCAGGACGUGUUCCUUCAAGUAGUCAAUCCUCAUCAUCAGCAGGUUCAGCUACAUCAUCCAGGGACGGAUCUCAUAAUAAAACGUUAAAAAAUGAUCAUUUAAUUCGUAAAGUUCAGCCGCAGGCACCUUCUCAUAAAACGUCAUUUUCCUCGAAAAAUGGCGGAUCAUCCGCAAAAGAAAAAUAUCGUGAUGAAGCUUCAUCAAAACCAACUACUAAAUCGAAUAGUACUCAUUCUCGACAAUCUUCGUUCUCAUCAGGACCUAUUGGACAUGGCUCCGCACCUCAUCGGCAACAAGAGUUACGUGACAAUGAGCGCACUUUCCAAGAUGAUCAAGAAUCUUUCGAUGAAGACCUAAAACCUUUAGCUAAUGUACAUAAUUAUAAUCAGAAUAAUGGAACAUCAUCAAAACGUGAAAUAAUGGACAAUGAGCGAAAUAAUCACCAAUAUAACAACAACAACCACAGUAAUAACAGUUAUUCAUCACGUCGAUCCUCUGUUAAGGGAUCUGAUGGCGACUCACCAUUACCUUCUCCAACAGGAAAUAGCCACAAAAAUAAAUUCAAAAGGUCUAAAUCUCAAUCGGAUAGAAAAAGAACCGUGAAGCACCAAGUUGCACCUUCCGAUGAAUCAAGUUCAGAAGAAGAAGAAGGAUCUGAUAGAGAUAGCGAUAAUGAGCCUAUCAACUUACCAAAUAAUGGACAAUCACGUUCCCAAGGGAAUAUACCUCCUCAUAUGCGUCAAGAUCAUUAUGGUGAAGGAGUAAAUGGCGGUUUUCGACCAGAUUCUUAUGCUCCUCCAAGAUAUGGUCCAAAUGGAUAUCGGGAGGAACCUGUGAAUCGAUAUCCUCCCAGUCGUGAUGAUUUACCAAAUGGAAGAUAUCCUCCUGGUAGUCGAGAUGAUUUAUUGCCACCACCCGGUAGAUAUCCACCCAACAGAGAAGAGCCUAUUUCAAGAUAUGCAAGUGAACCUGAUGAAUUAUCUGUAGGGGGGAGAUUUCCUCCACCACCACCAGGUGGAUAUCGGGAUGAUUCAAAUGCAAGAUAUCCGCUAUUUCGAGAUGAGCCUUCAGUAAAUGCUCCAUACCCAACAUUCCGUGAAGAACCUCCGUAUGAACGUGGAAGAUUUGCAGCCCCUCGAGCUUUACCAUUAAUAGAACAAACACCACCUGAAUUAUCGAUAGGUUCUAAGAAAUUGCCAUUGAUUGAAAUGGCUGGCUAUAGAUACGAUCAAAAUAAACGAACACCCGUGCAGACCAAUAAUCAACCAUUCCUUGCUAAUAUGGGUUCUCGAAUUCGAUCACCAUCUCCAAUGCAACGUGGUAAUUAUCCAAUACAAGAUAAAUUAGGAUUUGCUCCACCGCCUCCACAAGAUCGGGUUCGAGACUUUCCUCCAGAGAGGGGGUAUGGUGGUCCGGCACCACCACCACCACCGAUGAGGGGAUAUAGUACUCCGGCUAAUAUAAGGGGUGGUAAACCAGGUUAUGAAGGACAAUUUUAUAAUGAUCGUCGUGGGCGUGAGGUUUAUGGUGAUCGGGGUUAUAAUGGAUAUGACGAUUAUUAG
Ambispora leptoticha is the source of this 3090-nucleotide messenger RNA. Lineage: Eukaryota; Fungi; Glomeromycota; Glomeromycetes; Archaeosporales; Ambisporaceae. The record is from the annotation of a GenBank genome assembly.